This is a messenger RNA of Aspergillus puulaauensis, 1686 nucleotides long. RefSeq names its product flavin-containing monooxygenase. The record is from RefSeq and is a predicted model, not a curated record. The transcript has a single exon. Gene Ontology annotation, molecular function: N,N-dimethylaniline monooxygenase activity; NADP binding; flavin adenine dinucleotide binding. Lineage: Eukaryota; Fungi; Ascomycota; Eurotiomycetes; Eurotiales; Aspergillaceae. The coding region runs from base 1 to 1686 and encodes 561 amino acids.
AUGGGAUCCGCAUCAGAGCAACAAUUGGACGUGCUUAUCGUCGGCGCCGGUUUCAGUGGGAUUUGCCAGGCAUACAGCCUGCGUAACCUCGGGCUGUCCGUCAAAGUCAUUGACGCCCUUCCGGAUGUUGGAGGUACCUGGCUCACCAACAUCUAUCCUGGAGCUUUAAGUGAUACGGAGAGCUUUGUCUAUCGUUUCUCUUGGGACCGGGACGACCAGAAGGCUCAACCGUGGAAUCGCCGCUAUCUUCGACAGCCCGAGAUCUUGGCAUAUCUCAAUCGCAUCGUCGCGAAGCAUGAUUUACGCAAGUACAUGCAGUUCAACACGGAAAUGUUGUCGGCGACGUGGGAUCAGGGGACUAGCACAUGGGCCGUCCAGACCAGCACGGCAGAAGUUUUCCGGGUCCGCUAUUUCAUUCCUGCGUUGGGUGUCUUGUCUAAGGUGUACCUUCCUGACAUCCCGGGCGUCUCCACCUUCAAUGGGUGUUUUACGCACUCGUCCAGUUGGCCGAAGGAUCUCGAUGUGAGAAACAAGCGUAUCGGAGUUAUAGGCUGCGGUGCGAGUGGCGUCCAGAUCAUCACCAAUACUGCUCCUAUUGUCAAAUCGUUAAGGGCAUUUAUUCGUCACCCGCAGUUCACGGUGCCUAACAAUGAUAGACCCAUUUCGCCUGCUCAUAUGAACUGGCUCAAUGAGAAUUACGAUCAGAUAUGGGAGCAAGUUCGGGACUCAUUUUCUGGAUUCGGCUUCGUCGAGUCCAAUCGUCCUUUUUUCUCCGUCCCCCCCGAGCGACGUCACGAAUUACUGGAGGAUCAAUGGAACAAUGGCAACGGGAUGCAUUUCCUACUGGAGAUCUUCAACGACAUCGUCACGAACCAGAAAGCAAACGAGGAGGUAUGCGACUUUCUUCGUAGUAAGAUUCGCUGCAUUGUGAACGACCCUGAAAAGGCGCGCAAGCUUAUCCCCGAUGAGCUCUUUGCGCGCCGCCCCGUUUCGAACGAUGGGUACUACGACACCUUCAAUCGCGAGAAUGUGUCAAUUGUGGACCUGAAAGAGCAGCCCAUCGUGGAGGUCACUCCUGACGGUAUCCGGACCGGAGACGGCACCCUUCACGAACUCGACGUGAUAAUUUUUGCUACCGGGUUCGAUGCCAUUGAAGGCAAUCUCAUGCGCGUCAAUAUCACUGGCUGCGAUGGCAGGAGUCUCAAGGAUGUAUGGGCUGCUGGACCAAAGGCUUAUCUUGGAACUUUCGUAUCUGGAUUUCCGAACAUGUUCAUUGUCAACGGUCCACAGUCGUCCUUUGGAAAUGUUCCGCAAUCGAUUCAAGCAAGCGUCGACCUUAUCACUUGUGCUAUUCAGCAAGCAGAAACAGCGAGGCGCGAUUUAGGCGCGAUGGGCAUCGUCGUUGCCACACCAGAGGCCCAGGAGGGGUGGGACCACCUGUGCAGGGAACUAGCCAAAGGGAGCAUUUUAAGCAAAUCGAAGUAUUCCUGGCUUAACGGAGGCAAUAUCCCUGGUAAGCCAAACAGCGUGAGGGCUUAUUUGGGCGGGCUCAAUAGUUAUAGAGCCGAGUGGAACAAAGCUGUGAAUGAAACUUGGGAAGGCUUUGAGCCGCUUUCCUCGCCGUUGGUUGGAAACUCGUCUGCACACGCCAAACAACGUUCUGAGAAUUUCAUGUGUCCCCCCUAA